Chrysochloris asiatica (Cape golden mole) is the source of this 3162-nucleotide messenger RNA. RefSeq names its product slingshot protein phosphatase 1 (gene SSH1). The transcript is spliced from 16 exons. Bases 1 to 3162 code for a protein of 1053 amino acids. Gene Ontology annotation, cellular component: cytoplasm. Gene Ontology annotation, biological process: actin cytoskeleton organization; protein dephosphorylation; negative regulation of actin filament polymerization. NCBI's taxonomy places the organism in Eukaryota, Metazoa, Chordata, Mammalia, Afrosoricida, Chrysochloridae. The record is from RefSeq and is a predicted model, not a curated record. Gene Ontology annotation, molecular function: actin binding; protein tyrosine/serine/threonine phosphatase activity.
AUGGUACUGGGUCCCCUUUCACAGGCUGAGAUCCCCGGACACCUCAGGGGACAGGAUGGCGGACCAGGGCUCCAGGGGCAGCUAGAGGUGGCGCCAGCUCAGUACUCCUGCUGUUCAGAGGUUUCCAGUCCAAAUUACUUAAGCGAGAGCUUUUUCAUGGUGAAGGGAGCAGCCCUCUUCUUACAACAAGGAAGCAGCCCCCAAGGCCCACGGAGUCUCCAGCAUCCCCACAAGCAUGCAGGUGACUUGCCCCAACACCUUCAAGUGAUGAUCAACCUUCUGCGUUGUGAAGACAGAAUCAAGCUGGCCGUGCGCCUAGAGAGCGCUUGGGCAGACCGCAUCCGGUACAUGGUGGUGGUGGACAGCAGCGGACGCCAGGACACAGAAGAGAGUAUCCUGCUGGGAGUCGACUUUUCCAGUAAGGAAAGUAAAAGCUGCACCAUCGGCAUGGUGCUCCGACUGUGGAGCGACACAAAAAUCCACCUGGAUGGAGACGGUGGAUUCAGCGUGAGCACAGCAGGGAGACUGCACGUCUUUAAGCCCGUGUCUGUCCAGGCCAUGUGGUCAGCCCUGCAGGUCCUCCACAAGGCCUGUGAAGUGGCCCGGAGGCACAACUACUUCCCUGGGGGUGUGGCUCUCAUCUGGGCCACCUACUAUGAGAGUUGCAUCUGCUCUGAGCAGAGCUGCAUCAACGAGUGGAAUGCCAUGCAGGAUGUGGAGUCCACUCGGCCCGACUCCCCGGCCCUGUUCGUGGACAAGCCAACUGAAGGGGAAAGGACCGAACGCCUCAUCAAAGCCAAACUGCGGAGCAUCAUGAUGAGCCAGGAUCUAGAAAACGUGACCUCGAAAGAAAUACGUAAUGAAUUAGAGAAACAGAUGAACUGUAACUUGAAAGAAUUCAAGGAGUUCAUAGACAACGAAAUGCUACUCAUUCUGGGACAGAUGGACAAGCCCUCCCUUAUCUUCGAUCACCUUUAUCUUGGCUCUGAAUGGAAUGCAUCCAACCUGGAGGAGCUGCAGGGCUCUGGUGUUGACUACAUUUUGAAUGUCACAAGAGAAAUCGAUAAUUUUUUCCCCGGCUUAUUUGCAUACCAUAAUAUUCGCGUUUAUGACGAAGAGUCCACAGACCUUCUCGCCCACUGGAAUGAAGCCUAUCAUUUUAUAAACAAAGCAAAGAGGAACCAUUCCAAGUGCCUAGUCCAUUGCAAAAUGGGGGUCAGCCGAUCAGCGUCCACUGUCAUCGCUUACGCCAUGAAGGAAUUUGGCUGGCCUCUGGAGAAGGCCUACAACUACGUGAAACAGAAGCGCAGCAUCACACGGCCCAAUGCUGGCUUUAUGAGGCAGCUGUCUGAGUAUGAAGGCAUCUUGGAUGCAAGCAAACAGCGGCACAACAAGCUAUGGCGCCAGCAGGCCAGGAGCAGCGCCCAGCAGGCCGUGGAGGAUCCUGGGGACUGCCUGCCAGGUGCCCUGGAUGGCUCCCUGGAAGCCCGGCUGCCAGGCCUUGACACUGCUGCCCAGCUCGGGCUCCCGGGAGGGCUUGCCGUCCCCUGCUGUUUCCAGCGACUCUCAGACCCCCUCCUGCAUUCCCCCGACAAUGACACUGGCAGCUCUGUCCACCUCAAUGACCUGGAGAGGGACACUUUGGUGGAGGAAGCCGUUCAGUCUGCAGAGGCUCUCACGCCCGCCAGCUCCGGACCCUAUGAGAAGGAAGUGAAGAAUAAACCAGAGUCAGGGAUUGCCAAAGCCCAGCAUGGCCUCCUGCCCCAAGUGGAGGAAAUGGAAAGGGAGGAAAGCCUAGCAGCAGGACAGUGGGGACAACCCCUCGCCCAGCUGGAGAAAAGCCUGCUCAACCGGGAAAACCUGAACAACAACAACAGCAAGCGGAGCUGCCCACAGGACUUAGAGCAUGAUGCUCUCUUUGGGGUCCUCAAUAAAGUGAAGCCUUCCUACAAAUCCUGUGCUGAGUGUAUGUACCCUCCAGCCAGCGGGCCUCCUGAGGCCUUUGGGGAACAGUGUGAGAACCUCAGCACCCCGGCCAUCUGCACACAGCCAACCUUCCUCCCCCACUUCACAUCCUCCCCCAUGGGCCACAUGUCUAGCAGGUCCCGAGCUUUCGAGAAGCUGGCCUUUGGCCCCACCGAGACACCUCCACCUCUACCACCAGCAGGCUCCGGCUGGCCAGACACCAGUGACUCUCCACCUGGGGCUGCCCCAGACCCACAGGCUAGCCUUCUGGAACCUUCCAGAGAGACCCCAAAAGUUCUGCCGAAGUCCCUCCUUGUAAAGAAUUCUCACUGUGACAAGACCCCUCCUAGCAUGGAAGUGAUGAAAGAAGACCCGGCACCCAAGAGAGACCUAAAACCAGCUAAGGACCUGAGGCUCCUUCUGUUCAGUAAAGAAUCUGAGAAACCAACGGCCAACAGCUAUUUGAUGCAGCACCAAGAAUCCAUCAUCCAAUUGCAGAGGGCAGGCUUGGUUCGCAAACACACCAAGGAGCUAGAAAGGCUGAAGAGCGCACCAGCAGACAUGGCUGCCCCCUCCAGAGAUGGCACCACCAGCAGGUUGGAAGCCAGCAUUCCUGAGGAAAGUCAGGAACUGGCUCCGCUCCAUCCGUCGGGGCUUCCAGCUUUGUCCUGCCAGGCCGUGAGCGAUGGGAAAUCGGAGGCUGUCCCCUCGCCCCUGGAAGGAGCCUCUCUUAAGAGCCCUUCUCCCUGGCUCUGCCGCCUGGAUCACACUAGUCAUUUCUCGAAAGACUUCCUGAAGACCAUCUGCUAUACCCCCACCUCAUCUUCCAUGAGCUCCAACCUGACUCGAAGCUCCAGCAGCGACAGCAUCCACAGUGUGCGAGGGAAACCAGGACUGGUGAAGCAGCGGACACAAGAGAUCGAGACUCGGCUCCGACUGGCCGGCCUCACAGUCUCCUCCCCACUCAAACGCUCCCACUCCCUCGCUAAGCUCGGAAGUCUCAACUUCUCCACAGAAGACCUGGCCAGUGAGGCUGACGUGUCCACCAUCACUGACUCCCAGGAUGCCAAGUUCAGUGAGUCUUCCUUCUUGCAUGAGCCCCAGCCAAGCCCCAGUAACACAAACGUGGCCUCUAAGCCAUCAGGGAAAACUGCCCCAGGACACUUAACCAGUCCAUCAAAGGAGAGCAAAAGCUGA